AUGAGUUCAACUACAAUCCCUGAGUGGGUGAGAAAGUUGGUGGGCGAGCAUGGCGGCAGUGACCCCUGGUUCAUAACGACCAAAACCCUCACGAGUUCCGACCGCAAUUUUCGGAACCAGAACCGCCUCCUCAUCCCCUCUCAAGAUGUGAACGACAACCUGAUCCCAAUGCUCUCUGAGGCCGAGAAGACUGCUGCCAGCCUUCACCCCACGUCAAGGAGGAUAAGCAGUAAUGAUCGUGCUCAAGGAAGGGAGCAUGGAGGGCUGGAUGUAUACGUGUGCUCUCGUAACGGGUAUCACUGGAACUUGAAGCUCACCUGCUGGGACACCACUAGAUCCACUGUGAUAAAAGGUCAGGAUUAUAAGGCCUUCAUGAUCUUUGGUACCCUUCAGGUGAACGAUAAGGUGGAGUUGUGGGGCUUCCGGCAAGGCGAGGAGGGGAAGCUGUGCUUUGCGCUUGGCAAGAAGACAGUGAGCUGA
Messenger RNA from Phoenix dactylifera (date palm), 480 nucleotides. Its product is annotated as B3 domain-containing protein At2g31420-like. NCBI's taxonomy places the organism in Eukaryota, Viridiplantae, Streptophyta, Magnoliopsida, Arecales, Arecaceae. The record is from RefSeq and is a predicted model, not a curated record. Gene Ontology annotation, molecular function: DNA binding.